This is a messenger RNA of Dichotomopilus funicola, 984 nucleotides long. RefSeq lists its product as uncharacterized. The record is from RefSeq and is a predicted model, not a curated record. The transcript is spliced from 2 exons. The coding region runs from base 1 to 984 and encodes 327 amino acids. Lineage: Eukaryota; Fungi; Ascomycota; Sordariomycetes; Sordariales; Chaetomiaceae.
AUGGCGAGCUUGGCGUUUGAGAACAUAAACUCUGCGGACUUGCCACCCGUUGAAAAUGAGAUUCAAGAAGGCGCGCCGUCCUCGGCCUGGCGCGACUUGAGGAAACCGAAACUGCGGCGGUUCCCGAGACACGGCGCCGAGAUUACAUGGCUCAAUUAUCUCGGCCACGGAAUAGCAGGGCUCGUAUUCAAAGUCACCAUCGGCGUCGGUGACCCGGUAGCCCUCAAAAUUGCAAGCCUCCCCCUCUCCUGCCCACCGAACCCCGACACUGACAAGUUCCAGUUCUGGCGGGCACGGCGCCCCGAACCUCGCCCCCGGCCCAACGGCGACGGCUUCAUCCAGGACGAGUGGCCGUUCGAGGACGAAUGCCACAAUGUCGCCCUGCUGGAGAAGCUCAAGUGGCUCAUCACCACCGCCGACGUAGACCGGCCGCUUCCUAUCCUACGACGGCCAAAAACCGUGCAUGACAUCGUCGCCAACCUACGUAGCUUCAGCGACGAAGCCCGUAACUCGCCACUCCAAACCCUACUACCCGAUAACCCUAUACCGAUGCCACCCGUCCCCGCGCUUACGGAAUGCUAUGGCUGGACGACUCACUGGGCACUCGUAUACGAGCUGGUACCAGAUACGCCGCAGGAUCUCGCCGUCGGCCAAGGGCAUCUGGACUUUUUCUACGCCAUAGGGUUUGUGAUGGAGGCGUAUAAGCCGGACAAUUGGCGCGGGGGUCGGUUGGUUGAUUUCAAUGAUGUGUCGGCUCCGUUUAGCACGGGGUGGAGGCCGUCGGCCGUCGUGCCACGCGACGCGGGGGCGUGGUUUUGGACGUUGGGGUUCGAGAAUGAGAGGAGGAUAGAGCGUAAGAUUGUCACGGGGUCAAGGGCACAGCGGGGCGAGGGCCGGGGAGAAGCGCCGUUGCCGUGGACAAGGGUGGCUGGCAAUGGACAGAGCAAAUGCUUGGAGUCCAGAGUUUCGGGUCGAAUUAAGUGA